AGGUGUACAGCCCCUGGUUAUAAGUCCGAGGAGUGGGAGGGCAGACUCCUCCGACCUACAAAGUUUAGCUCAAUGUUCGCUGCCCUGCUGCCAGACUGACGGACUGAUUGACUGUCUCAAUCCUCUGACUCUCUCUCCCUCUCUGCCGUUCCCUCACUCCCUCCUACUUUCCACCCUACAGAGGGAGAGUGCACAGAUUUGGGAAGGUGCUCCUCAGACCUGAGCUUGGACAUCUGACAGAAGGCAAUAAGAAGAUUUACCUCCUCUUUUAAGAACUUUAAAAAAAAAAGAAAAACUUUCUGUCAAACACCACGUGGAUGGACUUUUUUCAUUUUUUCUCUUUUUCGGGAGACUGAAAGAUAAAAGUUUGUGCCACCUGUCAAGAAUUUCUUAUUCUUUUGCAUCUUAUUGGACAUCUUAAAGGUGCGAGGACACCACUCCUCUUUUUUGCGAGAGGCUUUGCUGAAGAAAACUGAUGCCAUUGCAUCCCAUGGAAGACACACGUGGCUGAAGCGAGGAGGGAGGUAGAAGAGAGAAACAUCUAAAGCUUCGGACCGACCGCCGCCCCACCGGUGCUCUUUAGUCUGCCCUCUGAAGAGAAAGCUCUUUCCUCGUGACCCCUGACGCCUGCUGUGCUGGAGAACAUGCUGUUUGCCACCGUCUGCGUGCUGCUGAUGCUGGGGGAGCAGGCCCUCGCUGGAGGCUACCCCCCCAUCACACACAUGAAGUACAUGCAGCCGAUGAUGAAGGGACCCAUUGGACCUCCGUUCCGAGAGGGCAAAGGUCAUUAUGUUGAUAUGCCACCCAUGAUGGAAGUGAAGGGUGAACCAGGACCACAAGGAAAACCUGGGCCUAGAGGCCCAUCUGGACCACCUGGACCUCCAGGAAAACCUGGACUGGGUAAACCAGGACUUAAUGGUCAGCCAGGGCCCCAGGGGCCUUCGGGCUUCCCUGGAAUUGGAAAACCAGGUCUUCCGGGUAUCCCUGGCAAAAUUGGACCAAAGGGGAUGCCUGGGCUUAAUGGCGAAGUAGGACCUCGUGGUGAACCAGGUCCAAGAGGUCCUCCAGGGCAACCUGGCUUGCCUGGACCAGCGGGACUUUCGCUUAAUGGGAAACCGGGUCUUCCUGGUGUCAGGGGCCCUCCUGGCGCACGGGGUGAGCCAGGGCAUAAAGGUCUUACCGGAAUUCCUGGAGAGAGAGGUCUGAAAGGGGAGAAUGGAAAUGGAAAACCAGGGCCGACAGGUAUGCGGGGGCCCCCUGGGCUGAAAGGUUCUCCAGGACCACCUGGCCUACCAGGUAUUGGCAAACCAGGACCAAAAGGUUUACCUGGACUUUCUGGUCUGAAGGGUGACCAGGGUAUUCCAGGGGACAGAGGGGAACCUGGGGAAGCUGGAGCUCCAGGUCUUCAAGGGCUUCCAGGUCCAGCCGGAAUAGGAAAGCCAGGGCUAGAUGGACUGCCAGGUGGGCCAGGUUUAACAGGGCCAAAAGGUGAACCAGGACUUAGGGGUGCUACAGGUUUUCCUGGAACUCCAGGAUAUGGCAAACCUGGUCUAAGUGGACCAAAGGGGGACAAGGGCCAUGGGGGUUUACCCGGUGCUCCUGGAGAAAAAGGGGAGCCUGGAAUGGUUGGCACAAAUGGAGAACCAGGUCUUGAUGGACAGCCAGGAGCACCUGGUCUUCAGGGCCCAAUGGGACUUCCAGGAAAACAUGGAAUGCAAGGUGAAAAGGGUGAGUUGGGACCACAGGGUCCCCCCGGGCUUCCUGGACUUAGAGGUGAUCAAGGACCCAUGGGGAUCCCUGGAAAACCUGGUAUGGGUGGAGAAAAAGGAAUCCCUGGCCCUGCUGGGGCAAUUGGUAAGCCUGGACCAAAAGGUGAAGCAGGACAUAUUGGUCUACCUGGUGGCUCUGGGCUUCCUGGUGCUCCAGGACCAAAGGGAGAAUCAGGAUUUAUGGGUACUCCAGGCCCCAGAGGACAAUCAGGUAUUCCAGGUCUUCAAGGACCAAUGGGACCAAUGGGGCCACAGGGGCCUCCUGGUCUUAAAGGUGAACCUGGCAUUCCAGGUCUCCCAGGGCUUGGUAAGGUGGGAGAGAAGGGAGCAAUUGGUCCCCAAGGUCCUCCGGGAAAGCCAGGUCCUGCUGGGCUUAAUGGUAACCCUGGCCCUCCUGGGCCUCCAGGACCACCAGGUCCUUCAGGCAAUGGCCAAACAGUUGUCGCAGGGCCUACAGAUUCUCAGUUGGAGGGAGGUGAAGUGCCAGGAGACAGGAAAGGCCCAGCAUACACUCAGGUUCCACUCUCAGCCUCUGUAGCUCCAGCCUUCACAGCAAUACUCACCACACCAUUUCCUCCCUCUGGUAUGCCCAUCAAGUUUGACCGGACCUUGUACAAUGGACAGAAUGCCUACAGCUCCUCCACCGGCAUGUUCACAGCCCCCAUGUCCGGUGUCUACUACUUUGCCUACCAUAUGCACGUGAAGGGAACUAGUCUUUGGGUGGCCCUGUACAAGAACAAUGUACCGGCCACUUACACCUAUGAUGAAUACAAGAAGGGCUACAUGGACCAGGCAUCUGGAAGUGCUGUUCUGGAGCUGAAGGAAGGAGAUCAAGUUUGGGUCCAGAUGCCGUCGGAUCAAGCGAAUGGCCUCUACUCCACAGAGUACAUCCACUCUUCCUUCUCUGGAUUCUUGCUCUGUCCUACAUAACCCUUUAUCGCCAAUGACACAAGCUUCUAUACUGUCACCUCAAGAGUUGCCUGAAUCUAAAUGACCUGCAGCCAAAACAGAUAUGUUAUGUCCAUGAAAAGUCCAUCCCAAUCACAUCCCUCCAUUUGUGUCAGUCUCACCGUUGAACGCACCAGUCAAUCCUUUCAAUGAAAUAUAGAAUGGAAUAUUUAAAAAAAAAAAGGCAGGGGAAAGUUUAAUACUGUGUUUUGUUUUUAUGUCCUUCAAAUGUGUGUUGUUUUUGGGUUGCAUUGUGUGUUUUCUAGCUUAUAUGAUAGAAGUUAUAAUAUUGACAUAGUUGUAUUAUUAUUUGGUCCAUGUUGUAAUUGUUGUUUUUAUUGGGUCCAGAAGGUCAGACGAAUGUGUGUCAGACAUCCCCUGUUACUUCACAUGCCGAGCCAACAGGGGGCGCUGCAUUGCCACAUUCUUUUUUUUUUUUUUUGCCACAGUCAGUGCUGGUAGCUUACAAAAUGCUACAUAAAAAGGUAUAUCAUGGAAAAGAAAACAGUAGAAAUGCUGAAAUACAAGUUGAACUUUGAGCUGUUUAAUAUUCAGAAGGACAUUGAACAGCUUUGUUUUCCACCUGUAGGACAUUAGAUGAUAUGUGAGGUAAGAGUCGAUGUUUACAUGCCACGUGAAAGAGUUCAACGUUCAAAUAUACAGUAUGUAUUGCCGGGUCACAGUUUAAUACCCUUUUAAUAAUACUUUGAGAAGGAAGAAAAACGUUCUGAGGCUGCAUUCAUAUUUCCUGUUUUUGUUUGGUGCUUAUUUCCCUCAACCAAAUUGACCUCGUCUUUACUUCUGAGAGCAGAGUGCUACAUGUGUUGAUGUGUAAUGUCAGGAUUCAUAACUUGCGAGAAACCAAACUGUGCGUCAGUUUAAGGUCAAACACAUCGAAGUAUCACAGUGUGCAAUGGAGAUUUAUGACCAUCAGAAAAACCCUCUUUUUAAAUCGUUUGUAUUCCAAGCCUUGUGAUACUGAUCCCUGGAGCAGUUACAAUUUCAGUCACAUAUAUGAUGCAAAUAAAGCCUGAAGUGAGGAGUUACAGCAGAUGCAUCUCCUUACACUUAAAUGACUUAUUUUUGUUAUUUAUUCAUAUAUAUUUUAGUGUUGUUUUUUUCAAAGGAAUCUUGAUUCCUUGAAUAUUGAUAAUUGGCCACGUAAUGUGUAUGCUUUAUAAUCGCACAAUCUGAGCAUUAAAAGUGCAUGUUUUUUUUAGUUACUUGGGUCAACUUUACUUUGAAUGAAUACCACACUCAGAUACACAUAUCUGCCCUGCCAUUUGUACAUCAAAACGAACAAUAACAACAGCAAAACUUGUCAUCGUGUUCACUGUGUGCAGCUUUUCUUGGUCAACCAUGUGACCUUUUACAAUGAGAUGAGAAGGUGGAAGCUGAACUUCAACAUGAAUUUGAAUGCAGCCCUAUUCUCUACCCACAAAAGCAGUGAUGCAAGACGGAUAUUGGAAGCAAAGGGGAUUUAAUCCAUGAAUAAGUGAAGGGACUAACUGGGCCCCACAGGUUGUGAAAUACAGGUUGUGUAACAUUUAACAGCCUCUCGCCAGAUUUCUAGGAGAGGUGGUGGGGCAGGGGUGAGUUAUGUAUUCACCGGUUUCUGUCAGAUGAAGCAUUAACUAUACCAGUGUGUGCGCCACAUGUGCAAAACUAAGUCCAGCGAGUGGUGGCGUGUAAGUUUGUGUGUACUUGUGUCACGCUGACCACAGGUCACGAUAAGCCCACAUGAUUUUAGAGUUAGGUCAGAGAAGAAAGAUAAAAGAAAACAUUUUUUUUAAUAAGGGAAAUAUAUUGUUUUUAAGUUUGAAGGUUCAACAUAUUUACAAAAAAUAAUUAUAUGAUAACACACUGAUUCAUGACUGUGUUUAAUGAGUUUUGUUGGUUUCAUUCAGGAAAGGAAAUAUAUUUAUCCAAAAGCGCUUCUGUCUAUAUUUGACAUAAAGACUGAAAUUAAGCACAAUUAUUUAACAAUAAAUAAAUAAAUCUCUUCCAUUGUGCCUAUGAAACAACAUGAUUGGUGCUUGUCAGCCUUCAGUUACAUCAUGACAAAAGUAUUCAUUCAAUGAUGGCACCUCAUUCGAUCAUUAUCGAGUCUCCUAGACAGUCCGAGGCGUGUUGUGUACUGUAUCUCUUUUUUUUGUUCGUAUUAUUUUCCUCUGGUUGUUUGACUUUUUCCAUGAUGAACUAGUGAUGAUGUGAUGCACAUGUGGCUUUUUUUUUAUUAUUAAUAUUUCCUGUUCCUUAGUGUUUUCAUAGACAAUGUCACUUGCUUGGCUAGUUCGCUCUGCGUGCAAAUCACUAGACAACAAGUGUCAGUAAAGCUUCAUGUAUCUUUUGAAACACAAAGUGCUUUUCUUCAUUAAAACACAAGUAAAAAGCUUUGCUUCGGUUCUGAAGGGAUACUUGUUUGUAUUGAUUUGAGCAAAUACAAAUGGCCAUUCCCAUUUGCACAUGGAAUUAAUGAAGAUGUAUUUAUACAUUUAGAAUAAUUUAAUAGGGAUGCCGAAGAAACAUAAACAAAAAAAAAAAAAAACAAGGAAAAAAAAAACGUGACCACCGAAGCCUAGAACGUAUAAAUGGUAUUUAACGUAACUGAUGAGUCGCAAGCAUUUACAACAUGUAGUUGUCUUCCAGCGUUGUUUUGUGAAGGAUUAUUUGUGAACUUGUAUUUUUUGUGUCAUGUACAAUGUAUCUUCUUCAUAGGAAUUUUGCGUGCACUCUAUGCAAUAGAAUUUGGGGGUAUUAAAUGCACUCUUUUUGAUUGAAAGUGUUUGUCUGCUUAUACAAAAAUCUACAGUA
This is a messenger RNA of Synchiropus splendidus (mandarinfish), 5531 nucleotides long. It is a transcript of the gene col8a2, whose product is annotated as collagen, type VIII, alpha 2. Bases 645 to 2699 code for a protein of 684 amino acids. Lineage: Eukaryota; Metazoa; Chordata; Actinopteri; Syngnathiformes; Callionymidae. The transcript has 3 exons. Gene Ontology annotation, molecular function: protein binding. The record is from RefSeq and is a predicted model, not a curated record.